This is a messenger RNA of Dacryopinax primogenitus, 821 nucleotides long. Its product is annotated as HSP20-like chaperone. Bases 72 to 617 code for a protein of 181 amino acids. The record is from RefSeq and is a predicted model, not a curated record. NCBI's taxonomy places the organism in Eukaryota, Fungi, Basidiomycota, Dacrymycetes, Dacrymycetales, Dacrymycetaceae. Gene Ontology annotation, biological process: response to salt stress; protein folding; response to hydrogen peroxide. The transcript has 2 exons.
ACACUCUCACCAACUCUCAUUCAACAUCAAACACAAGUACUUUCGCUAUCAUGUCUCUCUGGCGGUAUAUGAUGCACGAUCUGCGCCCUCUCAUCCGGAUGCUGGACGAGCCGCUCAUCCCCUCCCGUUUCCCACCCACCUCAACGGCAUUCCCCGCCUUUUCAGGAUUUCGCGACCCCUUCUUCAGGGACAUCCCCCGCCAGCCCGUGCUCGACGUGCAUGAAGACACCUCCGCUGAGGCUUAUGUCGUCGAGGCCGAACUGCCCGGUGUGAGGAAGGAAGAUGUCGAAGUGAGGAUCGCGGAUGGCGGGCAUGGGCUGACGAUCGAGGGCAAGGUGUCGAGGCGCGGUGGGCAGGCACAGGAAGCCCAACCUGCUGCUCCGGCUGAAGGGACGACCGAAGCCCCAAGCACGGAGACUCAAGCAGUGACGAAAACCGAAGCUGGGGCACUCCAGCCUUCUACCGGGUACAGCUACGAAUCCUCCUUCUCGCGUUACGUCUCUUUCCCCAAGGCUGUCAACCCUGAGGGGGUCACGGCGAAGCUGGAGAACGGAGUGUUGAGUUUGAAGAUCCCGCUGGCGGAGGAGAGGGGGAGCGUUAGGGUUGACGUGCUCUAGUCUCGAGUCGAGUCUGUGCGGGGUCUAAGACGAGGAUAACCGUUCCCGGUGCUUGCUCGGUGCUUGGUUCGCUCGUUCAUUUUGUUUAAUGUCGGAGAUUCUUUGAUGCAGUUCAAAAACACGCACCGCUCGGACUGUACAUUACACUUACGUACUCCCCUGUAACCGCCCCAGAUGUCCGCCCAAAAUGUAUUUCAUUUCCUG